AUGGAUUCUGAAGAGGAGUACAUGUCCAACAUGUCGAGCGACGACGAGAUUAUGCAGGAAUACAGUGCCGACGAGGACGUGUCCGCAGGCGAAGACUUUGACGAAGAUGACUUUGACGAGCCCGAUCCCGACUUUGGCUUGUCCGCCAAGGACAUCGACAAGACGAAGCGACAGGCACACGUGAUCCCCUUCAAGGUGUUCGAGCCGACCGACAUUCAGCGUCAGCAGGACGACAUGAUCAACGAAGUAAACAUGAUCCUCGACAUGCGCAAAGAGGAUGCAGCCAUAUUGUUGCGAUACUUUCGGUGGAACAAGGAGCGCUUGCUCGAGGACUACAUGGAUCGUCCCGACAAGGUUCUCGAGGCGGCUGGCCUGAGCAACAACUCGUCGGCGCUGCCGAAGCUCGAAACGAUCCCCGGCUUUGUCUGCGACAUCUGCUGCGAGGACGAGGAGGGACUCCAGUCGUUUGGCAUGAAGUGCGGCCACCGCUACUGCGUCGACUGCUAUCGGCAGUACCUGACGCAGAAGAUCCGGGGCGAGGGCGAAGCGGCCAGAAUCCAGUGCCCCGCCGACGGCUGCGGCCGCAUCCUCGACUCUCGGUCGCUGGACCUGCUCGUUACAGAGGACCUCACGGAAAGGUACCAUGACCUGCUGAACCGCACAUACGUCGAGGACAAGGACAUGUUCAAGUGGUGCCCGGCGCCGGACUGCCCCAACGUCAUCGAGUGCGGCGUCAAGAAAAAGGACCUGGACAGGAUCGUGCCGACGGUCGAGUGCCAGUGCGGCUACCGCUUCUGCUUCGGCUGCCCCAAUCCCGACCACCAGCCUGCUCCUUGCGGCCUGGUGAAGAAGUGGCUCAAGAAGUGUGCCGACGACUCCGAGACGGCAAACUGGAUCUCGGCGAAUACCAAGGAAUGCCCCAAGUGCAGCUCGACGAUUGAGAAGAAUGGCGGCUGCAACCACAUGACGUGCCGAAAGUGUAAGUACGAGUUCUGCUGGAUGUGCAUGGGCCUCUGGUCGGAGCACGGCACCAGCUGGUACAACUGCAACCGCUACGAGGAGAAGAGCGGAUCCGAGGCCCGCGAUGCACAGGCCAAGAGCCGCACGUCGCUGGAGCGGUACCUGCACUACUACAACCGAUACGCCAACCACGAGCAGUCGGCCAAGCUCGACAAGGACAUUGCGCAGAAGACGGAGAAGAAGAUGGUGCAGCUGCAGACCACCUCGGGCAUGUCGUGGAUCGAGGUGCAGUACCUCAACUCGGCCUCCCAGGCGCUGCAGACCUGCCGCCAGACACUCAAGUGGACCUAUGCCUUCGCCUUCUACCUUGCUAAGAACAACCUGACCGAGAUAUUCGAGGACAACCAAAAGGACCUGGAGAUGGCGGUGGAGAACCUGUCGGAGAUGUUCGAGAAGCCCAUCCAGGAGCUCUCGGACUCGAAGCUCAAGGUGGACAUAAUGGACAAGACGUCCUACUGCAACAAGCGCCGCGUGAUUCUGCUUGAGGACACGGCGGACAAUCUCGCCAAAUCGAAAUGGACAUUCAAUUCCGACCUCACGAACCCGACCCCGGCGCCCACGGCUCGCCGCUAA
Purpureocillium lilacinum is the source of this 1593-nucleotide messenger RNA. RefSeq lists its product as uncharacterized. Gene Ontology annotation, biological process: ubiquitin-dependent protein catabolic process; protein polyubiquitination; positive regulation of proteasomal ubiquitin-dependent protein catabolic process. Gene Ontology annotation, cellular component: ubiquitin ligase complex; cytoplasm. The record is from RefSeq and is a predicted model, not a curated record. NCBI's taxonomy places the organism in Eukaryota, Fungi, Ascomycota, Sordariomycetes, Hypocreales, Ophiocordycipitaceae. Gene Ontology annotation, molecular function: ubiquitin protein ligase activity; zinc ion binding; ubiquitin conjugating enzyme binding.